AUGCCGUUCAAGGGUGAGGAUUUCCGAAAAAAUUUUAGCGAGUUGUCUACGUUAAAGGCACUUUUUCCAGAUGCUGUUACAUUGGCUCUAACCGCUACUGCUACACCAGACACUGUAGAAUAUUUGAUUAAAUCGCUCGCCCUUAUUACGUAUAAAGUCAUUGCUGUAUCGCCAAAUCGAAAAAAUGUGUAUUUAAACAUACAAAGACGCCCAAACUCUAACUUGGGUUUGAAAGGAUUUGAAGUUAUUCUCAAACCGUUGGCUGAAAAAUUAAACGUGCAAAGAGAACACUAUCCCAUGACAAUAAUUUACAUGCAUUUAAGAUAUUGUGGGUAUGGGUACAAAUUAUUUGAAAAUGUUAUAAGAAAUCAUUAUGUUGGUGACAAUAUUUGUCCUAGAGCAAGAUUGUUUGCACAGUUUCAUGCUUCUUGUACUUCACAAAUGAAAGAGGUUAUAUUGAAGGAGUUAAAGAAGUCAGAUUCACGAAUUAGAGUAGUAUUUGCUACAACUGCUCUAUGUAUGGGUGUUGAUGCUCCAAAUAUAUCUAAUAUUAUUCACAUAAGUCCUCCAUCAACAUUAGAGUCAUUUGUGCAAGAAAUUGGAAGAGGAGGAAGAAAUGGUGUAGCUUGUGAUUCACUUUUAUAUUUCAACAAUUCUGAUUUGGCAUCUAAGUAUGGGAUAGAUGUCUCAGAGUGUUUUUGCUAA
This is a messenger RNA of Hydractinia symbiolongicarpus, 705 nucleotides long. RefSeq lists its product as uncharacterized. Gene Ontology annotation, molecular function: 3'-5' DNA helicase activity; four-way junction helicase activity. Bases 1 to 705 code for a protein of 234 amino acids. The transcript has 2 exons. The record is from RefSeq and is a predicted model, not a curated record. Gene Ontology annotation, cellular component: nucleus; chromosome; cytoplasm. NCBI's taxonomy places the organism in Eukaryota, Metazoa, Cnidaria, Hydrozoa, Anthoathecata, Hydractiniidae. Gene Ontology annotation, biological process: double-strand break repair via homologous recombination; telomere maintenance.